Molecule: messenger RNA, 1818 nt
Organism: Morchella sextelata
Lineage: Eukaryota; Fungi; Ascomycota; Pezizomycetes; Pezizales; Morchellaceae
Exons: 1
Coding region: 1-1818 (605 amino acids)
Molecular function (GO): protein binding
Source: RefSeq, a predicted model, not a curated record
AUGACUACAGAUAUAGCAAAAAAGAGUAUAUCCGCUCUUGCGUUGUUACCCGUCGGAAUACUACAAAAUAUCGUCCUCAAACUCGAUUAUGCCUCAUUAAGCAACUUGACUCUUGCUCUUGGUAGAGAGGUGUCUGUAAACCAAUGGUCUAUGAUCAAGAAAGAGCGUUCCGAGAGACGUCUAUUUUCGGCAUUGCCUCCAGAGAUUUACCAGGAAAUCGUUUCUCACAUGGACUCGCCCUCGAUUCAUGCCUUAAUUCACGCAUUGAGGCCAUCCAGGGAUAUUAGGUGGUUGGUCCGCGUAUUGCUUUAUUGGAAAGCCUUCCUUGAAUACAAAGUACCAAUGAUGCAUUGGGCAGCAGAUAUCGGGUGCAAAGAAUGCCUUUCUUAUUACAAACACGAAUACCUCUACGAGAUGUACAGCAUGGAAGGGUUUACGCCCCUUACUGUGGCAGCAUACAAGGGUCACGAAGAGAUCGUGUGGGACCUCCUCACCGAAUAUGGCUACUCAGGUAUGCGAAAAGCGGAUACCAACGAAACAGCGCUGAUCCUCGCCUGCGACGCGGGCCACAAAACUAUCGCCGAAAUGCUGUUCAUGUGGGGCGCCGAUCCGCACGAAUUUGACGAUGAUGAUCGCACCGCUCUUUCGGUCGCGACGAGUCGCAAUCAUCUUGGGAUUAUGAAAAUGCUGAUUGACGGAGGAGCCCGUAUGGAUACUUACCAUGGACCAGUGUGGGGAACUCCUCUCGACAUUGCUGUUGACUGUGGGUACCCCGAUGCCGUUGAGCUCUUGCUCAGGUCUGGCGCAAAGCCUGUGCACACGGGCAACGCCGGCAUUAGUCUGUCCACGAUGGAGCGUGCCUUGAUAUAUAAGGGCAACGCGCAUUGGCUGCACCUCAACAAGCACCCGCAACAACGACCUCCCCCGAUCACUGUUCAAGAUACAGAAGACACAAGGCUGAAAAUCGUGAGCCUUCUCUGCCAGUAUAAGAUCAACCUAAAUACCAUCUAUGGCCCGCGUGACACUACUGUUAUGCACCUCGCAGCAUCCAAUCUCGCCGCGAAUGUCAUCAAGGUCCUCUGUGGCCAGAACAUGGGCAUGAUCAACACUCUCGAUCCCCGUGGUUCCUCUCCUCUACACCUGGCUGCCCUCAAAGCUAAAUGCGUUGACGACCUCGAGACCUUUGAGGCGCUGCUCAAACACGGCGUCGACUGGACGAUCCGGGAUUCGCGCGGCCGGACGGCGAUGGAUCGUGUGCCUAGGAAGCUUUGGUGCGAGGCCUACAAGAUCUUCGGCGCCAGGCUGAGCUGGUAUGAGGACGUCGGGAACAUGGUCGCAUACUACACCUGGUAUGGCUUCUACUCGUGGGCUCGGAAGACGUGGAUCCACCCGAUCCUGUGGGCUCUCUCAAGAGCCUAUCCCGAGCAGUACAAUUGGACCGGCGCCUUCGUGUGCAGCAUCCCACAAUCCGCUGUCUAUCUUUGUCUGGCCAGCAUUUUGAAUGCGAUCCGGGGCUCACUACCAGUCCGUCUCAUGCACAAACUGCUCCGUGGGAUAGUCGACAUCGUGCAGCCGGUCAUCGUCAGCCACCUCAACGAUAUCCGAGGCCUCACCGCUUACCAGUGCCUCACCAGUCGCUUCAACACGCGCUUCUUCUGGAAGGUCUUUUACGCCAGCUGCAUUCUUAUGCAUCUAGUCGUUAUUUUCUCCCUGAAUCUUGGAGGUGGCCCAAAGCUUAAGGUCAACGGGGCGGAUCGGCUCCAGGCUCAUGAGCGCGGGGGUGCGAACGGCGUCUGUCUCAAGAACCAAAGGCAUUAA